Molecule: messenger RNA, 504 nt
Organism: Lactuca saligna
Lineage: Eukaryota; Viridiplantae; Streptophyta; Magnoliopsida; Asterales; Asteraceae
Source: the annotation of a GenBank genome assembly
AUGACCAAAAGGGUAGCUGAUGGAGGUGUCGUGAAAAAAGAAAAUUUGUCAUGGACAGAUCAUAUGGAUAAUGUUCUCUUUGAAUAUUUGGUAAAGGAAGAUCAAAUAGGUAAUCGGGUGAAUGGUACAUUGACUUUGCAAGCAUAUGCGAACAUGAUUGCAACGAUGAAUAAACAGUUUAACAAGUCUAUUACAAAAGCAAAUAAGGAGGUAAUUUUGGAGAACGAAAGCAAAGAUGAUGAUGAGGACAUUCAAAUAGUGUCAGCAAUGGAUGUUUCACCCGAUGGGAUUUCUAAAGCCAAGAAGCUGAAGACUGAUGCAGUCACCUUUGCGAUCUUCUCAGCCAUCAUAGUUGACACAUGCUUCCUGUUUGCUGGGAUGACAGUGGCCUUUGAUGUCUGUCCACCACUCAUGCUUGACCCAUAUUUCUGCUGGUUAUCACCCAUCAGAUUCUCCUAUUGUUUGAUAGUUUUUCCAGCCUCUAAAUAUACUUAUAAUGAUUAA